CACACCGUGCUAACACUCGUUCAGCACCACGGACAGUGCCCUUUUAUACAUUCUGUGCGUAUAGAAGGAUCCCAGGCCACAAACGAUAGCUAUACAGGCAGACAGAUCUCACCAAUGGCGCUAACCGGUUCACGGUUCGCCAGAACCGCGGCAGAUUUAAAUUGGGACUACCUCGAUAACCUUAUUAACGAUAUUGACGGACAGACGUCACGAAUACUGAAGAAGGAGAGACGGAAGUUAGCUGAACGGGUGGAGGCACUCAAGCAUGGUCUGGACGCUGCCAUCACCAGCACCAGAAUCCAGGUGUACAAGUUAGAAGACGACUGUCCACAGAGACGGGCCUUACAGAGGAGCAUAGACUUCCUGGAGUCUCUCAGGCGAGGCUCCGUCAGGGUGAGAACGAGAGCGGUCCUGGGAUCGAGAUCGGGCAAAAAAGGUAAGGCUCGAAAGUCUACGCCAUCCAAAGAACGACGAUCGAUGUCUCGAAAGCGUACGAAGAAACGUUCAUCUGAUAUGUCUCCUAGAAACGGGCGUAGACAUGCAAUACCGAAACGCUCCCCAAGAAAGAAAAGAAACUCUUCUGUAGACGUCAGUGCUUGUGUCACAUCAAGUUCGGACUGCAGUAACGACAGUUCAUACAGAGGUGACCUCAUCUUACGAAUCCCCAAAAGUCGAAUCACUUCGGGCAUUUUUGGCUUUGAAUCGGGUGAUUUCAUCGAAAAGCCGACUCCUGUUGGGAAAAAGUCGCAAAAUCCCACAAACGCAUCAGUGAAAAGGGUACGAAAGUCGUCCUUUUCGUCCGUUUUUGAGGAGCCGGAACCGCAGAAGAGAGAAAGACCACCAGGAGUUUACCAGUUACGAAAAGUGGUUUCAAGUGGGCAUGUCUGUACAAAAUGUCUUGGAUGUAACGGUAAACAUUAGU
Branchiostoma belcheri (Belcher's lancelet) is the source of this 922-nucleotide messenger RNA. RefSeq lists its product as uncharacterized. The record is from RefSeq and is a predicted model, not a curated record. NCBI's taxonomy places the organism in Eukaryota, Metazoa, Chordata, Leptocardii, Amphioxiformes, Branchiostomatidae. Bases 115 to 921 code for a protein of 268 amino acids. The transcript is spliced from 3 exons.